UGUGCUUAAACAUCCGCCUUCAUAAUCACUAUCAAAUCCCCGCAACCACGCCGAGUGCUUCAAAUCCAUCGUCAACCGCGGUACAUGAUAAGUCCGCAAUCGGCGCCGACCAAAUGUGCUGUUGACCUCCGAAACCCCGGACCGUGCCAGUACCCGCCGUAGACGACUUGAUCGAUCGCAUUGCUGUAGCCUUAGCCACAGCGCCAAAGAUGCUGCCCGACCCUAUCCCCAACGUUGACGCCAUUCGCUUUGGCGAUAAAUAUUCGGGCGAACUACGUCUUACAGACCACCACAUCAUAUUCUGUCACCCCAUAUCGCCACCCAACGGCGCCGCCCCUCCUCCGAAUGCUCCAAAGUACAGGGAGUCUUACAUCGCAUACCCCAUCAUAUCGCACUGUAUUUUCAGACCCUGUCCCAGUGUCACUGGACGCCCCUCAUCCGUACGAUUGCGCGGAAGAGAUUUCACCUUGAUAAACUUCCUUUUCGCGAAUGAGUUACACGCUAGAGAAGCCUUCGAACGCAUCCGUGCUAGGACCUGCCGACUGGGGUCUGUAGAGAAGCUGUAUGCUUUCAGCUACCAGCCUCUCAAGGUCGAGAAGCCAUUUAAUGGCUGGAGUCUCUAUGAUCCGAGGGCCGAAUUCAGGCGGCAGGGCAUCAGUACGAAGUCGGUGGACAGGGGCUGGAGGAUCUCUUUGAUCAACAAAGAUUAUACCUUCUCUCCGACAUAUCCGGCGUUGCUUGUCGUCCCAUCCAAAAUUUCCGACAAUGUCAUCAAGUACGCUGGUCCUUAUCGGUCUAGGGCCCGAAUACCAGUAUUAACGUAUCUACACUCCCUCAAUAAUUGUUCCAUUACCCGAAGCUCUCAGCCCUUAGUCGGCUUUAGAGGGAAUCGUAGCAUACAAGAUGAGAAACUCGUCAGUGCUUGCUUCUCUGCUUCGGCUACGGUCGAGUUCAAUGGCCUUGAGGUACCUACUCUAGAUACAACAGAGCCAAGUCCUUCAUCUAGUCAGAUUGAUCUCCGAGCUUCUAGUUUAGAAGGAGAGGCAAGUGAUACUGAACGUCUGGAGGAUGACCUCAUUGCUAGUAGCGAAGCCAACCAUGACGCCCAAACAGGCAGGCGAAUAUACGGGGCGCAGCAGAGUAAUCUGAUUGUAGAUGCGCGACCUACAAUAAAUGCUCUUGCAAUGCAAGUCGUCGGGAAAGGUUCAGAAAACAUGGAGUAUUACCCUUUCGCAAAAAAGGCCUACUUGAAUAUCGACAACAUACACGUCAUGAGGGAAUCUCUCAAUACUGUCAUAGAAGCUAUCAAGGAUGGCGACAUCUCAAAAUUACCUCCAAACCGCGAGUUACUGAUAAAGAGCAACUGGCUUAAGCACAUAAGAGGGGUUCUGGAUGGGUCAGCUUUGAUAGCACGACAAGUGGGUAUUAAUCAUUCUCACGUUCUAAUUCAUUGUUCAGAUGGAUGGGAUCGCACGAGCCAACUGUCAGCACUGUCUCAACUGAUGCUCGAUCCAUUUUAUCGCACAAUAGACGGUUUCAUUGUGCUAGUCGAGAAAGACUGGUUAUCAUUUGGGCAUAUGUUCCAACAGCGCUCUGGCCCACUCGGACACGAGAAAUGGUUUGUUAUUGAGCGAGAUGCCAUGGCUGGGUCAGUUAUGCAGCCUGGAGAGCCCGAUGGUCGGGCGGGCGAAGCUUUCGAAAAUGCGAUUGCUGGUGCUAAAAGAUUCUUCCAUCGAGGCCGAAAUCAGGAAUCAAGCAGUGACGCUGAUGUGGAUGGUUCAGGCUCGCCCCCUGACGAGAGUACGCAGGGCAAGAGGUCAUCUGAGUCCUCUCCUAUCACAGAAACCACGCGCCCUAACGAAAUAUCUCCCGUUUUUCACCAGUUCCUCGAUGCGACAUGGCAACUCUUGCGACAGCACCCAACUCGGUUUGAAUUCAACGAAAGAUUCCUUCGUCGCCUUCUGUACCAUCUUCAUGCGGGCCAAUAUGGCACUUUCCUAUAUAAUAACGAAAAGCAACGCAUGGAUGCUCACGUCCACCGAAGAACUAGAUCGGUAUGGGAUUACUUCUUAUCACGGAAACACGACUUUCUGAAUCCGGAAUAUGAUCCCACAAUUGAUGAUCGGCAAAGCGGUCGCGAGCGAUUGCUAUUUCCUAAGCUGGGGGAUGUGCGGUGGUGGGCACAAUGCUUCGGCCGAUCCGACUCCGAGAUGAACGGAUAUCUGGACCAAGCGGCAGCACAUGAGCAAAGAAUAGGCAGCUACGCAAUGACACCUACCGGAUCUCCGAGUAAGAACGGUAGUAGGUCACCGCAGCCUCCCGCGAGCCCCAAACCUCCAAGCAUGCCGACCAGUCGAAGUGUGCUUACAGGGGUAGAGUCAGCUCAUGAAGUGCUCACAACGGACCGUGAGAGUCCCGCAACCCUCAAACACAGCGCUAGCGCUGAUUCGCCGCGCGGGUUUGCGGUGAAUCUGGCCAAGAUUCGCGAUGGUGUCACAAGCCUAGAUCUCGGCCGCGGCUUAUUUGGGGGGUCGGAUAAAGGAGACCCCGCAAAGAGCCACGACCCUCUGGGUGUCCAAGGCGAACAGGAAAUGGCGGAUAUGGCAACUCACCCAACACGCCAAAACCUCGGCCACGAAAGAGAGAUGGAAAACACGCCAAAGCGCUCUCUAGGCGACAGCUCAACAUCCUUUGAGAUGCAAUGAUAACAUAUUAUUUUGAGGAAGCUUCGUCAGGUGAAGUAUGGGACUCGUGUGAAGAACAGGGUGAACAGGGCUGGUGACGAGAUCCAGUUCCGGUCUCGUAAGUCUCACGACUAACGAUAAAAAUUGGUCUGCUGUAUGGUGUAUUGUGAAUCGUUUUCAUGAAUCCUGCGAUAGAUAGAGGGGCAUAACUUUUGAGGGUUAACAGAUAUACAAUCGCUUGUAGAGGAUAGUAUCGUGCUGCUGCAUUGUUGAUGGGAAAACUAGGCCCUAG
Molecule: messenger RNA, 2976 nt
Organism: Xylaria bambusicola
Lineage: Eukaryota; Fungi; Ascomycota; Sordariomycetes; Xylariales; Xylariaceae
Product: protein-tyrosine phosphatase-like protein
Exons: 2
Coding region: 210-2705 (831 amino acids)
Biological process (GO): dephosphorylation
Molecular function (GO): phosphatase activity
Source: RefSeq, a predicted model, not a curated record